CUUUUGCCAUCGUCCAACCCAAAAAAUGAAAAGGUACAUAUGGAGGCACACAACGUACUUGUUUCAUCAGUACUUUGAAGUAAUCCAAUCUACGUGCACAUCUAAAAGUAUUGACUAUGUCGUUAAUACACAUCCUUGUGAUUGCCCUGGUUGGGCACAGUCUGGCAGAUGCCAAACCGAAUCCGUUGGGCCCGCAAAAUGAGCCACGUAAGCCGAUGUUGGUGUUCGCAACAAACGGCGAAGGCAAGGCUGUGGAAGAUGAGAAAAAAACAGGGUUCCGUCGAAGCAUUCCUCCUGGUGGAGCUUUAGGGUUCGGUGGAUUCGAUGCGGGCCUUGGAACGGGUUUUGUAGCCAACACUGGUUUUGGUUUCGGAAAUGGUUUGCAUGGUAAUAGUUUUACGGGUAACGCUGGAAAUUUCGGCAGUGGAUUACUGGCCAAUAAUUUUGCAGGUAACGCUGGCCUGGGUCUCGGGUCAGGUUUGACGGCCAACAGUUUCGUAGGCACCGGUUUCGGUUCUGGUUUAGGAAACAAUUUUGUAGGGAAUGGCUUAGCGGGAGCUACGUUUGGGGUAGAGGGAUUGAAUCCAACGCUACAAGGAUCUCUGAGUCCAUUGGCCUUCAGGAAUACCAUGGUUUAUUCGCCUUAUGGAACUAAUGUUGGAACCUUUGGCGUCAGUGCUGCUGUACCGAAUCAGUUUGACCUCAGUUCCGGGUUUUGGCCGAAUAGGCAAGGAUUGACCAACAAUUUCAGCGGUUUUAGCGGUAUGGGAGGUUUGAACGACCUAUCAAGUUUCUCUGGUUUGGGAAUCAAUGGGCUGAAUGGAUUCAGUGGGGUGAAUGGUUUCAACAAUUUCGCUGGUGUCGGAGGAUUGAGCAGCCUUGGCGGCGUCAACACUUUCAGAAACGCAGGAGUCGGUGGACUGAAUAGCGUAAGCAGUUUGAAUGGUAUCAAUACCGGUACCGGCUUCAAUAAUUUCGGGAGUUUGAGCAACGGAAUCAACGGUUUCAGCAGCUUCGACAACCGAUUCAAUGGGCUUAAUAACGGACUGAAUAGCUUCAGUUCAUUCAACACUGGUGUUCCGGGCGGUUUCAACAUUAACCCCACUCAAUUCGGUGCCAACCCGUUUGGUGGAAGCAAUUCUUUCAAGCGUUCACCAUUAGAUCCAACUUCCCCGUAUUACACUCGGCUGUACAACUCUGAUAACAACGACGAAAACGACCAGCAAACUGACUCUGGUUGGAGUAGCAACCGCAAUUCCGGACAAUCUGCUAGCGGCCGAGGUGUCAAUACGGUGACCAGUCAGUCGGCUGGUGGCCAAAUUCGCAGCAACUCGAAUACUUCCGUUUAAUAGCUUCUAACGUCUCAGACCGACACCGAUCAUUCAACAGACUCUUUGUAAAAAAAAAAGAAAAAAGACAAACAAAUGAAAAGUUACAUUUUCUUUUCCCUUCUUAUUAGCUAUUACUAAAUCUAUCGCUUUCCAAUAUUUUCAAAGAAAUACACUCUUUUCCAGUUAA
Messenger RNA from Daphnia magna, 1518 nucleotides. RefSeq lists its product as uncharacterized. The coding region runs from base 117 to 1349 and encodes 410 amino acids. Lineage: Eukaryota; Metazoa; Arthropoda; Branchiopoda; Diplostraca; Daphniidae. The transcript has 3 exons. The record is from RefSeq and is a predicted model, not a curated record.